AUGGAUUCCUCCCAGAGCGCGUCCUCCACUCUGGAACAACUCGCUUUUAACAACACCGCGCUGCAAAGGCUGCCGUCGGCCUUGUCUCUGCUGGGCCUGAGUGUCCAAGACGUGUCGGGCGAUCCUCUGGCCCCGGAAAACGGUGAUGGCAGGAAAGUGCUUCGCUUCAGCAUCAGGGAGUUCCUCUGCAGUGAGGCCAUGUUUGCCCUGGGCAUCCCCACCACCCGAGCAGCCUCCCUCGUUACCUCUGAUCUCCACGUCAGCAGAGAUCCUCCCAACAACGGUGAACGGGUUUCAGAGUGCUGCUCAGUUGUCAUGCGCCUCGCUCCUUCCUUCAUUAGAUUUGGCUCCUUCCAGAUCUUCCAGGGCCGAGAUGAAUUCUCUGGCCUGCAAGGCCCGAGCGCAGGGCGGGACGACAUCCGUGCUCAGCUCCUGGAUUACGUGAUUGAGAGUUUCUAUCUGCACAUUCAGUAGGCUCAAAGCAACAGGAAAGAGAGAAAUCUGUCAUUUUUCAGGGAGGUGAUGAUGUGGACAUCCAAGCUGGUGGCCCAGUGGCAGUGUGUUGGUUUUUGCCACGGUGUCCUCAACACAGACAAUAUGAGCAUCCUUGGUCUAACUCUGGACUAUGGCCCCUUUGGGUUCAUGGAAAGAUUUGACCCAGAUUUUGUCUGCAACGCCUCAGAAAAGAGAAGGCACUAUUCGUACCAAGCCCAGCCGGCUGUGUGCCACUGGAACCUGACCCACCUGGCCGAGGUGUUGGGCCCCGAGCUAAUUGUGAUUAUUUUUUUUAAUGCAGGGGCAGAUUUCACUAAUACGUUCCGCCUGCUGAGUCGUGUACCUUGGCCCGAGAAAGGAGACGAUGAGAGGGUCACUGUAGGGCCUGUGGCAGACCUCAUCGUAGAGCAGUGUGCCUCCAUUGAGGAGUUAAAGGUGGCUAAUAAGCCUACGAUGGAGGACCGUGAACUAGCAAUGAUUCUGUCCAUGGCACAAACCAACCCAGUCAUGUUCGGAAUGGUGGCAGACAGGCCAGAUGUGGCCCUGCAGCUGGAACUCAUGGGCCGGCUGAAAGAGCUCCUCGAGACGGAUCAGGAUGAGCUUAAAGAGAAACAGCGUGAUGACUGGGUCAGCUAAAUUUGCAGAUACAGGAGGCGUUUGGGCCGAGAGUGUGAUGGCACAACUGACUUGCACCUUGUUAAACAAGAGAGGCUCAGAGUGAUGAACAGCAACAAUACCCGUGUGGUUCUUCGCAACUAUAUUGCACAGAAUGCCAUUCAAGCUGCAGAUAAAGGAGAUUUUUCUGAGGUUAACAGAGUUCCCAAAGUUCUGGAGCAACCCUACAUAAAUCCAGAACCUUUGUGUGGACAAGAUGCAGCAUGUGGUAAAAAGGGGGUCAAGGACAAGUUGUUCGCUGAUGACUACGAUGCUAAGCCUCCCGCCUGGGCAUCAAUAAUUUGCAUCACUUGAUCCACAUAGCCCUCCUCCCCAAGCUGCUGAAGGAGAGAUGUCUCUUUGCACCACGGGACUACAUUACCCAUAACUCAGAAGCAAAUUGAUGUUAUGUAAUAGGUUUAAUGUUAUAAAUCUAACACAUACAUGUAAGGGGGAAUUUACAUCAGUCACCCUGUUACUUGCCCUCAGACUCUCUCUUUGGGUGCAUUAA
This is a messenger RNA of Fundulus heteroclitus (mummichog), 1660 nucleotides long. It is a transcript of the gene selenoo2, whose product is annotated as selenoprotein O2. The record is from RefSeq and is a predicted model, not a curated record. The transcript is spliced from 9 exons. Lineage: Eukaryota; Metazoa; Chordata; Actinopteri; Cyprinodontiformes; Fundulidae.